Molecule: messenger RNA, 1919 nt
Organism: Mizuhopecten yessoensis (Yesso scallop)
Lineage: Eukaryota; Metazoa; Mollusca; Bivalvia; Pectinida; Pectinidae
Product: disrupted in renal carcinoma protein 2 homolog
Exons: 13
Coding region: 129-1772 (547 amino acids)
Biological process (GO): transmembrane transport
Cellular component (GO): intracellular membrane-bounded organelle; membrane
Molecular function (GO): transmembrane transporter activity
Source: RefSeq, a predicted model, not a curated record
ACAUCCCCCUUUUCAGGAUAGUUCAUAUAUUUUACAAAUGAGAAAACAAUAAUCACAAGUCAUCUGGCUACUUUUUACCGGUGCUUUCGGGAAAAAGAUUUCAGAGGAACAUUUAAAGACAGGUAAAUAUGUUGAAACGAAGUUACAAAGUAACUCCUCAUACAAAAUCGGCAGAGGAACUCGGACAAACAGCGAGUGAGUUCAAUCAACAGUCGAAUAAAGCAUUCUUUGGAGACACUGUAGCGUCUGGUGAGGGCAAACUACAAACAGAUGUCAAGAAACGUUCACAUAAAAAGGACGAAGCAGAUCUGAACGAUGCCAAAUCAGUCAUUCAUAAUAAGACAGACGCAGACAGCGCUGUGGAUCUGAAAGAAGCCGAGCCAGAUAUUGCAGUAUACCGACGACGCUGGUAUAUUUUGGCGGUGUAUUCACUCGUCACAUUCACCCAGGCCGCACUGUGGAACACUUGGGGCCCAAUAGCGGUGUCCUGUCAAAAGGUCUUCGGCUGGAAUGACACCAUCCUGGCGCUCCUACCUAACUGGGGCCCAAUAGGAUUCCUGUUGUCCGAAUGGAUGUUUUCCUGGAGUAUGGACGUACAUGGAAUACGUUUGUGUUGUGUCGUUACUGCGGCGAUGACAGCUGUUGCAUCAGCUAUAAGAUGCAUUACGUCAGAACCUCCAUACAUCACGUGGACGGCAAACAUAUCGGCCUUCUUGAACGGAUUGGGUGGCCCUGUGGCAAUGGGAGUGCCACCUGUUUUGUCCGCCGCGUGGUUCCCGCCAAAUCAACGGACCACAUCUACUGCCAUAGCAACGCUCUUUAACUACGCUGGGGUGGCUGCUGCAUUCCUCAUUGGACCCUUAUUUGAAAACAAUGACAAAGCGAACACGACGUAUACCGGAUCCUUAUUGCAAAAUGAGAGCGUUUCGAUGACAACCAAUUCCAGUUUGAUGUACAAUCAAGAAGAAGCAGCAGACAUCGACCGGAUACGAAAUAAGAUUAUGGUAGUUAUGUACGCCGAAUGCGGUUGGUGUAUAAUGGUAUUAAUACUGAUAUUAGCGUACUUUCCCUCAAAACCCCCGAUGCCUCCAAGUAAAACGGCAUCACAGGAACGUUUGGACAUGAAAUCUGGAUUCAAGAAACUGAUGAGGAACAAGAUGUUUCUACAACUUUGUUUUGCGUAUGGAAUACCCGUUGGUAUAGUAGGACUAUGGGGCGGUGUCUUGACCGUAAAUCUCAAGUCAUAUGACGUGUCAGAGGCACAGGCUGGUUGGAUCGGUUUUAACUCCAUCGUUGCCGGAUGUUUAGGCUCUCUUCUUAUAGCGAGGAUCUCGGAUAGGUUUUCCAAACACAUCAGACAGAUGAUAAUAUUUCUAUAUUCUUUGGCGUUCGCGAGUUUUCUGUGGCUUAAUCUAACUUUGGUUGGAGUCAUUCCUAGUUCAAUAGCCCAGAUAUACAUCUCUAUCGUAGCUGGGACCUUCUUUGUGAAUGCCUGUGUGCCUUUGUUGAUUGAAAUGGCCUGUGAGAAUACCUACCCUGUAGCAGAAGGAAUAACCACUAUCAUGAUGCUGACAUCUCUAAACGUCUCGGGGCUACUGUUUCUUGGUGUACAGAUGAUACCAAACAUAGGGACAGCGUGGGAGAACUGGGGUGUUCUGACUUCAAUUGUUGUGUGUAUACCAGUGUUGAUUUUAAUGAAUGACAGCUAUAAUAGACUAAAUAUUGAUGAAACUGUAUCAGACAAAACAAUUGAGUUAACUUUGAAGAAUUAAAAUAUCUUUAAUAAUUAAAUAUUUAUGUAUUCAAACCGUGACUCAAACCGGAAAUCAGAUUGUAAUGAUAAUUAGAAUAUAGUACGGACAAGAAUAUCCGGAAGUUUUUUUUUAUAUCAAAAAUAUGAAAUUAUAUAUAUUUGUUAA